CGGCAGCAGCACGCAGAGGGACCCCGCCUCAGUGGGUCUCGCCCUUCUCUUCGGCGCUACCACUGACCUGCAGGCCAAGCACCGCAGCCGGUCUCGAGCUCUUGGUAGACGAAGCUCCAAGUAGCCUUCUCUAAUGAGGAUGUCUGAUACUGUCACUGUAAAGGAGACUAGCGCCACUAUGAGAGGUGUGGAGGCGGAGGAGAGCCACCAUGCCAGUGCCACACCGACACCAGCGGGGGGAGAAGAACCAAGCCCGACCAAGACAAACGGCAGGGAGCAGGCAGAGACCCCGCCACAGGCCAAAGCUCAAACCCAGCUCCAACCCGAGAUUCAACCAGAGAGCUUCUGCCAAGACAAGAACGAAACUCAGCGGCAAACACCGGGACAGAUGGGAAAAAGGCCCAAGUCUAACUCAAAGUUAAAGUUAGUUCGGAGCCUGGCUGUUUGCGAAGAGUCCUCUCCUCCUCCCCCUAUUACCACUGAUCUGCCUCGAGAACACAAGGAUGAAGUUGAGAUCCAGGUCUCCCAGUCAUUUGACAAAGAGGAGGUGUCACCCAUCAAGGAUGAGGAGGACAAAGGUGUGGAGAAGCUGCUAGAGAAGACUGAGAGGAUGCCCAGGAAGAUGCUGUCCAGAGAUUCCAGUCAGGAGUACACAGAUUCUACCGGGAUCGAUAUCCAUGAAUUCUUAGUAAACACAUUGAAAAACAACCCCAGGGACAGAAUGAUGCUGCUGAAGUUGGAACAGGACAUUCUCGACUUUAUCAGUAAUAACGAAAGCCAGAAGAGAAAGUUCCCUCCAAUGACCUCCUACCACAGAAUGCUGCUGCACCGCGUCGCCGCCUACUUCGGCCUAGACCACAACGUCGACCAAACCGGGAAAUCUGUAAUCAUCAACAAAACUAGCAAUACAAGAAUACCUGAUCAAAAGUUUUCAGAACACAUCAAAGACGACAAAACUGACGACUUCCAAAAGCGCUACAUUCUCAAAAGGGACAACUCCGGCUCAGACAAGGAUGACAACAUGAUGCGGAUGCGGCUGAAGGACGACCGUAGGAGUAAGUCUAUAGAGGAACGAGAGGAGGAGUACCAGAGGGCCAGAGACAGGAUAUUUGCUCAAGAUGGUCCAGAUGGCUUGGCUCUUGAAAAAAGAAAACAGGAGGAUGAUGCUUGUAACAGUACACAGCAAAGGCGGCAAAUGUUUAGGUUAAAAGAUGGCCACCCGGCCAACAGUCGCCAGAGCAGCUCUGAGAACGAACCCAAGUACUCUGACCCUCGGCCGUGGAGCAGCACAGACUCUGACAGCUCCAACCGUAACCUGAGGCCAGCCAUGACCAAGGCCAGCAGCUUCAGCGGGAUCUCUGUCCUCAUCAGGGGAGACAGCUCGAGCAGCAGCAAGAGCAUGGGUCGCCUCUCUAAGACUGGCCAGCCCUUUGUGAACCCGGAUGGCAGUGCUGUGGUAUACAACCCCAACCACAGCAUGGCUCCUCAGCAUCAACAUCAUCAGCAUCAUAAUCAGCAGGGCAGGACCCAGCAGCCCAUGCUUCCUCCUCCACACCCUCCUGGCCGCCACCAACACCAGCCCACCAAUCACAACCACGUACUCUCACAGUCUGUUCUAUCCCUUCCUCAGCAGGUCCGGCCCCUCCAGCCUUCUGCUCAGCCUGUCCAGUACUCAUCUGUCUCUUACCCACCUCAGCUGCUCUCCGUCUCCCCUAACCAACAAUACACUGUGCAAAACAACCUGGGAGCCCAGUUCAGCCACAUGAGCUUGGCCCGGCAGGUCUCUGGAGAGGGCCCAGGUCGGGACACCCACAUUGCCAUGUACCCCUCCUCCAUCGUGCUCCAGACCCCCCCUCAGCAGCAGGGCUACAUGGUGGCCCCUCCAGUCCAGCCCGUCCCGGCACCCCAGGCCUACAACACCCCCGCCCCUCCGCCUGUCAACCAGCCGGUCAUGCAGCAACAGGGCUACAUGCAGCAGCAGAUGCCAGCAUGUUACUGUGCGCCAGGCCAGUACCCCCUGUCCAACCAGCAGUACAGGCCUGUGGGCACAGUGCAGUUCAGCGCCCCACAGAGUCAGCCAAUGCCCCCGCCCACACAACAGACAGGUUACCAAACUGUGAUGCCAAAUCAGCCACAGAGCUAUCAGAGUAUGAUUGGAGUGCCACAGAGUCAGAACACUGUCAGUGGCCUGCAUAGCAAUAUGGGAAAUCAGAUGCAAGGCAUGAUGGUCCAGUAUCCCUCCAUGCCAUCUUAUCAGGUAUCCAUGCAGCCCCAAGUCUCCCAGGGUGUGCCACAGCAGACAUAUCAGCAGCCUAUCAUCAUCCCCAACCACAACCAGUCCAACCAGGGGCCCAUGCCUGGCUCUGGUGUCCAGGUCUACUACAGUGUUAUCACACCCAAUCAACAGAACACCAUGAGCUCCUCUGUUGGGUUCUUGCCUCCUCCUGGAUCAGAGCAGAUGCAGUUCCCUCGGCCGUCCUCCCCCUGCAGCUCCCAGCAGCCCCUCCAUCAGGCACAGCAGUGCUCAGGCGUUCCCCCUCCCCCAGGCGGUGGGAUGGUGAUGAUGCAGCUGACGUUGCCCCCCGGCCAGCAACCACGGCCUCACUCGCCCCCGCAGUGGAAACACAGCAAGUACUACAGUCUGGACCACACGAGAGGACAGAAGUCCACAGAGCUCUCCACCCUAGACACCUCACAGAGCAUUCCCCAGCUGGGCAGUCCCUCAACUUCCCCCGCCCAGUCGCCAACACCCUCCCACCCACACCACCUAACCAAUGUGAAGAGCAUCCGUCCAGGCCUCGCCCCCGUACCCAUGAUGCCCCAGUUCUCCAGACCCUUUAUGCCAGGGCAAGGAGAUGCGCGGUACCCGUUACUAGGGCAGGCCCUCCAGUACAACCCCCAGAUCCGUCCUCCUCUCCACGCUCCACCCAUGGUCCCCAACCAUCAGGUACACAUGGGGAUGCGGCACAGCGGUGGAGGGGGCAGAGGGAGGAAGCAGACAAGGAAAGCUCUGUCUACAGAUCUCAGUGUAGGUGAUCCAGUGAGUGGGCAAGUCCUGGAGGUGACUGACCUGCCGGGAGAGAUCAGCAGGACCGAGGUGGACUCUCUGCUAGGUGAGCUCUCCAGAGCCCGGGCUGUAGUCGGAGGGCUCCCAGAGCACCACAGCCUCCGAGAUUGGCAGUCGGGGGGCUAACGGUGUCCCCGACCCAAACCCACGGUCAAGCCCCUUGCUGACCCAGCCUUCGUCUACACCAUCCUGGCCAUGUUCCCUUCCGGAUACACUGCGCAGGACUCCCUCCUCCACCACAAUGGCCCCCAAGCCUCCUUCAGACUCACUGUGAGCAGGGGCCACAGACACCCCCUGGAGAGGGCCAGCUCCCAGUAGAGGGCGCUAAGGACCCCUGGCUUGACCUUUCACCCCUCAUCAGCACCGCCAGUCACCUCCUGUUGCCAUCACUCCCCCCAGCCCCACUCCUCACUACGUUGGCUUGUUGUUAAGGGUUGUUUUUCCACUAGAGACUUGCUUAGGGGGAUUGUGUUGUACUUUGUAAUGUUCUUACUAACGAUUUGAUGAAAAGGAACAAAAGAGCGAAACGUAACACUGAUCCGACGUGAACGAACAUUUAAAAACCACGAUUAUUGAAGUUCCAAAUAUUAUAAACCCGUCUGCUCUCUGUUUUGAGAACCGGCCGGAACAUAUCAAAAGGGCAGUCUGUAUUUUUGUUUUGUUUUAUUUUUUAAUUUGUUUUAUAGUUGUUGAAAUCUUGAGUCAGACCCAAAGCUCAUUAUUAUUCCCCAGCCCAGUUGCAGUGUCUGUCCUGGUUCCGUUUAACUCAACCAAAGCCUCCCCACACCCCAAGGGUAGCUGAUUAUCUGCCACCCU
Oncorhynchus nerka (sockeye salmon) is the source of this 3883-nucleotide messenger RNA. Its product is annotated as R3H domain-containing protein 1. The transcript has 24 exons. The record is from RefSeq and is a predicted model, not a curated record. Bases 134 to 3193 code for a protein of 1019 amino acids. Lineage: Eukaryota; Metazoa; Chordata; Actinopteri; Salmoniformes; Salmonidae. Gene Ontology annotation, molecular function: nucleic acid binding.